Molecule: messenger RNA, 451 nt
Organism: Meloidogyne enterolobii
Lineage: Eukaryota; Metazoa; Nematoda; Chromadorea; Rhabditida; Meloidogynidae
Source: the annotation of a GenBank genome assembly
UGGGGAAAAUACAAUUUUACACAUUUCACCAAAAUUUGCAACUGUCCACGAACAUGUAAGCUUUCAAUGGACAUUGAAAAUGCAUGGAAUACCCGAACGAAUGAAGAAAAAGUUUAGUGAAGAAAGGAAUGUAGAAGAAAAUAAAAUUAAAUCGACAACUGAUGAGGGAGAGGAGGGAAAGGAAGUGGAAGGUGAAGAUGAAGAAGAGGAUGAUGAAGAUGAAGAGGACGAAGAAGAAAGCCCUUCUAGUGCAGAAAAGGGUUAUGUGGCUAUUUCUCUUUAUUAUUUGGAUGGUCCUGUGAAUAAUAUUUGUUUGAAGGCACAGGUAAAAGAUGUUAUUAUAAGGCAGAUCUCUAUUGAACGACACUCAUUAUUACGAUACUCACAAGAUAAUUCUUUUGGCCGAUGGGCAUUAUUACAUACGGGCACUCGUGAGACACUCUCCCUUUGA